CUCUCACAACUGCCUAACUUUGACUUCAUGAAUCCCACGAAUGUUACGGCGUCGCAUCCUGGUAGGGUUACGCGCUCAUCGCUGGCCUGCCUGCCAUGUCGCUCGCGCCAUUUGAAAUGUGAUGGCACCCGACCAUGCUGUAGCCGAUGCACCGAACUCUCCAGGCAGUGCCAGUAUGCUCGCUCCCGGCGGGGUGGUCUGGAUCGCGCAGCUCUUGCAGAACGACGGAAAAGACUUGCGGGGGGAGAGAGUGUCGCACUCAUGAAUAGCACGAGCUCCACAAGAUCAACAGAGAGCGAACAGCAUCAGGAGUUCACGCCACAAGUCGUGGACUUUGAUCUCCCCGAUAGUCAUAACCUUCUGGAUGGAAUAAGUGUGGAUGGCAAAUUAUCUGGCCUUGUAUGGCCAGGGACACCCCAACUUCAUUUCAGCGAGAUCCAGAAUGACCCGCUCAUCGAUUCAUAUUAUAAGAACUUCCACAAACUCCACCCGUUCCUUCCACCUCAGAAACACCUAAGGCGACUUUAUCAAGCUCCGAGCAGGGAAGUUAAGUUAAGACCGCUUAUAGCUGUAAUGCGCUUGAUUGGAUAUCUUUAUAGUGUGCGAGACUGGUCAAUACCGCUAAAAGAUCACGUUGAGGAGUGCUUCUCGCAAGCCUCGCCCAUGGAUCCCGUCAUGGUCCAGUGCAGACUACUAUUCUCCAUAGCCCUGUUCUGGUAUGAGUAUAAGGCCGAAUCGAGAUCACAAAUGGAUAAUGCAACCCUUCUAGCAGUUGAAUUGAGAAUGCACUUGCGAGAAUUUUCGGCAAAGCAUGGAGACGACGAUCCUGUACUACAAGAAUGCUGGAGGCGGACUUGGUGGAUGUUAUAUUUCGUAGAUGCAGCUUAUGCGGGGACGUUGGGAACUAUGAACUUUCAUGUUUUGAAUAUUGAGGCCACCGUUGACUUACCUUGUGAAGAGGUAGACUAUGAGUCGGGAGAGAUUCCCGAGCCGAAAACGCUUGAACAAUUCAAUCACCGUGAAUUCGCAUUUGAUGAUACAACGUUUUCAUCCUACGCUUAUCUUAUUGAAGCUGUACGAUGUGCGGCAUUAGCGAUAUCCACAGUCCCGAAGACUGCGGUGAAGGAGGAUUCAACGAAAGUCAUACAAGCUGCGGACGCUAUUUUGGAUGGAUGGCUAUAUCUGUUACCCAAGGAUCGAAAGGAAGUCAUGAGCAAAACAGGAGAAAUCGACGAGCUCAUGUUUCAGGCACAUUUACUCAUUCAUGUAGCUACAAUUGGCUUGCACCGACCGUUUUCCGACCUCAAGUUCAAUCUUGUAGAAGAAGUCUCAAGUUGUGCCCGAGAACCACCUCCUGAUACACCAACACCGGACCUUGUAAAUGUGCAUAGCGUUCGUGUCCUAAGGUCAGUAAAUGCACAGAUCCGUCUUUUGGCGUUGCCAACUCAGAAGUUUCAUCACACACCCUUUACAACAUGUAUGGUGAGCGAGGGAACGCUAGCUUUGCUCUCCGCCUGCAACUUUAUACUAAAUGGAAAAGAAUUGGCGAUAGCAAGAGAACAAAUCCGAAUGACAAUCGGAUGUCUCAAGGCGUUGGGGGAGAUUUGGCCUCGGACAGCGAGAAAUGUUCGGGAGAUUCAGACAAUUGCUCGUCAUGUACUAGGUCUGGGGUCUAAAGUGGAGAGCGAUAGUAGUAGGACUGGGUCUAGUGAAGCACCCGGCCUAUCCGGCGGCGAAGGACAGGGAAAUCUCGGAUCUGACACGGACGCCUCUACCAAUGCAAUGAGCAUCCUGCCUUCCCUAAGUUCCAUUGACGAUCUCUGUGGAUGGUACAACCUUGGGGACUUUUCUUCUGAUUUAUCGUGGGAGAAUGUACCCUAGAUAUAGAUUAGAAAUGUACGAGGGAGUAUAAUUGUGGUGCUCAAUUAUAUGAGACAGCAAGCCCUGGCGAUAAUAUCGGGUUGGAUUUGAUUCCAUGUCAUCGCUUAGGUUUGAAUAUUACUUCUAUUCCAUAGAAUUACAUACACCAAGACUGCAACACGAUAGAGUUGAAUUCGGAUACUGGCAG
Talaromyces proteolyticus is the source of this 2068-nucleotide messenger RNA. RefSeq lists its product as uncharacterized. The record is from RefSeq and is a predicted model, not a curated record. Bases 28 to 1881 code for a protein of 617 amino acids. The transcript has 3 exons. Gene Ontology annotation, molecular function: DNA binding; zinc ion binding; DNA-binding transcription factor activity, RNA polymerase II-specific. Gene Ontology annotation, biological process: DNA-templated transcription; regulation of DNA-templated transcription. NCBI's taxonomy places the organism in Eukaryota, Fungi, Ascomycota, Eurotiomycetes, Eurotiales, Trichocomaceae.